This is a messenger RNA of Ixodes scapularis (black-legged tick), 433 nucleotides long. RefSeq lists its product as uncharacterized. NCBI's taxonomy places the organism in Eukaryota, Metazoa, Arthropoda, Arachnida, Ixodida, Ixodidae. Bases 1 to 420 code for a protein of 139 amino acids. The transcript has 6 exons. The record is from RefSeq and is a predicted model, not a curated record.
AUGCUGUUGUUUUUGGCUGCCAUCAUCGUCGGAGCCGUCUUGACGGAUCGGGUUCAGGGAGAGAUGAAUGCAAUCCUGGAAAGGAUGAGAGUUGCCGUUCGCCAGAUUGCUCCUGAAGGAAGGGCUCUUGAGGAACUCUUGAAGAAGGUCGACGACUGCAGGGUUUGUCUGGAGAUCUCCAAAAGCGUCAACCCGGCGAUUCUCACACAGCUAAUAAACGGCAUCAUUCCUACGACCGAAGCUUGCAUAGCAGAGACUUCCACAGUUGCUGAUUACACCGAGAGAAUAACUGCCCUGAAAGCGUGUUUUCUAGAAAAAGAAGACGUCUUUGUGAAAUCAAGCGAAAUGACAGCCGAAGACAGGGAAAAGUUUGUGGAAGCUGGGAAAUGCGUCUACGACAAACUCUUUCACCAGGAAUAGGUUUCAAACGAAU